Ambispora gerdemannii is the source of this 2142-nucleotide messenger RNA. NCBI's taxonomy places the organism in Eukaryota, Fungi, Glomeromycota, Glomeromycetes, Archaeosporales, Ambisporaceae. The record is from the annotation of a GenBank genome assembly.
AUGUCUAAAAGAAAAAGUAAAGAAAUCAUAGAAAGCGAUCAAGAAGGAAGCGGUGACGAAUUUGUUGAGGAAGAAACCCCAAAGGUUACUACUAAUAAUAAGUCGUCUAAACCUAAGAAACAAAAACAAAAAAAGUCUUUUGAUUCUGAUUAUGAGGAAGGAGAUCGUGGUGAGACAGCCGAUGGAGAAACAUACUUCAAAUUGGACCAAAAGAGGAGAGUAACAGUACGUAAGUUUAAGAGUAUGAUUCUGGUGGAUAUUAGAGAGUACUUUGACACCAGUGAUGGCAUGAAGCCGACCAAAAAAGGGGUAUCAUUACCAAUAGAUCAAUGGAACAAAUUGAAAGAAUUUGUCGAAGAUAUUGACCAGGAAGUGAAAAAACUCAAGAAGGUAAAGAUUGCUAACUUGCGAGUUCAAAAAUUCCAAGUUUUCGCUCCUCUCGAAAAACGAAUUCUUGAACUAGUUUCUCUCGUUUCCUUAGAAGUUUCUUUGCCAUCCCUUUCGCUUUUCAACCAAGCAAUAAUCCACGCCAAAACUCAAAAAAACACAAAACCUGCAAUAAUAGAUACCAAUACUGGUACUUCACAUAUUUAUAUAAAACUAGUACAGGAUGUAGCAGCUUUCAAGAAUGAAAUCCUGCAAACUGGUUCGAAAGAAGCUUUUAAAACGGAUCUAAAAGAAGAAAGAGUCGCGUCUUUGUUUCCAAAUGGAUAUGAUUAUGUCGUGUCACAAUGGUCGAUUUGGGCGGCGGGUGGCAUUGCAGUUCCUAUGAGUCCUCUUUACUCGAAUCCUGAGUUAUUGUACACUAUUCAGGAUUCACAAGCUUCUAUUAUCAUUGCUCAUUCUAAUUUUGAAAAUCGGAUUAAAGAAAUCACUGAUCAGACGGGGAUAAAUAAUUUGCCAUCAAUUUUUCCAAUGGAUGAGGCGCGCCGCGCGAUGAUCAUCUAUACUAGUGGAACUACAGGGAAACCCAAAGGCGUGGUAUUGACUCAUGCUAAUCUCAAAGCACAAAUUAAAAGUCUGGUAGAGAUGUGGCGAAUUACUGAUAGAGAUAGAAUAUUACAUGUUUUACCACUACAUCACAUUCACGGAAGCAUUUUUGCUCUCGCAUGUUUGCUUUAUUCGGGAGCUACAGUUGAGAUGUUUCCAAAGUUUGAUGCAACAUCAGUCUGGAAUCGAUUCAUGAGACCCGAACGUGAUUUAACGAUUUUUAUGGCUGUCCCGACGAUGAUAAUUGAGAGAUGGACUACUGAAAAAAUCAAGUUUGGCCCACCCUCAAUUAUAUCGAAAUUCUCUUCAUCUUUAUUUUACUUAAGAAAAUUAAUGUCCAUAAAUUAUUUAGCAAAACUAACCGAACAAUACUACAAAAUGCCUGCUGAAAUGCAAAAAAUCGCCACGGAUUCAUGCUCACAAUUUCGUGUAAUGAUUUCCGGCUCGUCGGCACUCCCGUCAUCAUUACGCUCUACUUGGGAAGAGAUUAGUGGCGGACAAGUAUUGUUAGAAAGAUACGGAUUGAGUGAAAUUGGGAUUGGAUUGAGUGGUGGAUAUGAGGUUGAAAAAAGAAUCGAGGGAUGUGUGGGAUUGCCUGUACCUGGAGUCCAAGUUCGAUUGAUUUCAGAAGAUGAUAAAGAUGUUACUGAUGAGAUUGAGGAACCCGGUGAAAUUCAAAUUAAAGGAGAAAAUGUAUUUAAAGGAUAUUGGAACCGCCCAGAAACUACUGAAAACGAGUUUACUAAAGAUGGAUGGUUCAAGACUGGUGAUAUCGCUGUUUGUACGAAUAAUAAUAUCUUUAAAAUACUUGGAAGAAAGAGUGUUGAUAUUAUAAAGUCAGGAGGAUAUAAGAUUUCGGCACUAGAAAUAGAACGAGAACUAUUAUCUCAUCCGGAAAUAAUCGAUACUGUUGUUGUUGGCGUAGAUGAUCCCAUAUGGGGUCAAAGCGUUGGUGCUAUCAUCGUGACUAAAGAUCAGAAUACAAAAAUAACUCUUGACCAAUUACGCAAAUUCUUGUCGAAAAGACUAGCAUCCUAUAAAAUUCCCAGAUUGUUGAAUAAUUUUCAGGGUGAAUUUCCACGUAGUCCAAUUGGUAAAGUUAAUAAAAAAGAGUUGGCGAAAAUUGUAUUUCCAAGUGGUGGAGAUAAAUAA